Messenger RNA from Trypanosoma grayi, 420 nucleotides. RefSeq lists its product as hypothetical. The transcript has a single exon. Lineage: Eukaryota; Euglenozoa; Kinetoplastea; Trypanosomatida; Trypanosomatidae. The record is from RefSeq and is a predicted model, not a curated record. Bases 1 to 420 code for a protein of 139 amino acids.
AUGGACGUGGAAUGGAUGACGAGCCUCUCGGCUCUCAGGACGUUCGUUGAACAUUGCUUUCGGACCCCCUUUUCUUUCGAGCACAGACCAAAUUUAAGUACACAGGUCAAUCACGUUGAAGGCCCACUCACUCUCGAGAACGGUGAACUGACCAUUUUUCUGGAGAAUGGUGCUAAAGCCAGUUUCGUUUCUUUGCGGCACUCCAUAGUGCCGUUUGGCAAGCCAAAGAAUGAGAACUUUCUUAAGGAUUUUAACGAUGCACGGGCGACCUUCUGCACUGAGUGGGUGGCACUGGAAGAAAACAAGCCAAUACUGCAUCAGCAUUAUGAAAUGGUUAGGGCACAACUGGCGGAAGAAAAUUUAAAGACCAAACAGGACGCUUAUGCGCAGACAGUGGGAUCCCACGAUCACAUCAAUUAA